UAUAAACUUAACAUUAUUUACCUAUAAAAGAAAUGCACAGCAUUGACUAAUAAUAAUUUAAAAGACCGUUUCGCGCGUUGUCGUGCCUUUAAAAUGGAUGAACCGCGACCUAUUGAGAGAGAACUGUGGCUGUCAGGUUUUGAUGACACCUCCUGUCAAUGACAAACCAUGUUUUGCAAAUGAAGGAGUUACGCCGAAGUCUAGCAAAAGCUUAAAGGACACCGGAUCUAGCAGCACCAAUACAGACGCAGGCCCGCGGCCAACCGGUGGUGAUUGUAAUCCGGCCUUCGUUCUUAUUGAAGUGAAAUUGAAUAGGCCUUUUAAGAAGCCUGUCAUCCCGCGACAUAUUCCAAGAUACGAAAUCGAUGCAAUGCUUGCUGAAAUGGAAGCUGUUCCGUGUAAGAGAGAGUGCACAGGACGAGGUCAGUUAGAAAGAGACUGGUUAUCUACUGUAAGGACUGCGACUAACGCCCUUCGAAAAGUACCCUAUUAUGGAACAACGGACUUUUGUACGAUCAACCGACAGUUGGGCGGAACACGAACACGGGUUGAAAUGCACACGUCGUUCUGGCAAGAGGCUGCCGUUUAUGUCAAUAAUCAAUUCGUUGUAAGCAAUUUCCUGGACAGCAAUGAAAAGUUUGAAGAGAUGACAUUGAUGGCGCACGCAUUGCUGAUGAGACUGGUGAGCGAUUUCUUCUCCACCGCGGACACAGUGCAGAGUACUGACGGAUUGCUAAAGGCGGCGAGACACGCCCGUCAACUAAAAGAUAUACCACACGCAACUCAGCUAUUGCUACAGAUGGUAUCGAAGAAUAUGGAUGAUGCAAACCUAUGGAGAGAGCUAUCGACUUGUCUCAGGGACCUGGAUUCAAAUUGGGCUGAAGUCUGCUUGAAUAAGUCACUUUCAAUCAAUCCGCGACAUCCGUUGAGUAUUCUGGCAAAAGGCUGCAGCGUAUUCGAGAGUAACCCUGAUGAAGCCGAGCCAUUUUUCGUCUGUCUUCUGAGGCUCUAUCCUUUCUACAAGUCGCUUUGGGUUGUAGCAAGCGCUUAUUACUGGCGGCAAGAGCACUUCAACAUGGCCAAUGAUAUUAUUACCUACGUCAGAGACCUUGAUAGACAAGCAGUGGCUGAGGAUAUGAAACAACCUAGAGUGUGGGAGCACGAGCUAGGAGACUGGUGGGAUCCGACUCCUCUACUUCCAGGGACCAGUCCCUUCUACGAUGCCUGUGAUCUCCUUUUAAGAAUACGAGCCAUAUCUUUGGCAGAAAUAUGCCUUGCUCGUGCGCUGUCAGAUGUUGGUGAAACUCCAAUUUACUACCACCUGCUGGCACUGUGCUGUCGGCUGAAGGGCAAUGUGGACGACGCCUUGUGUCAUCUGAAUGUAGCCAUCAAAAAAUUUGGUGAUAUCAGUUACUUAAAGACCUUACAAGGCGAGUGUUAUCAUAAGCUGAAAGACGUCGUCAAUUCCACAGCAUGCUUUGAGAAGUCUGGAAACUCUUUGGGUGCCUAUAGUAAUCUCCUCUCGUUACCGAGGCGGGAGCCGCAGCGAGUAAGAGCUAUAUUAACUGAUCUUAUCAGACGACAGCCCAACGCUUAUGCUUGGAUGUACCUCGCAGAUGAUUGGUUAUCGCGUAGUUCUUUUGGAGAAGGGGGUGACGCUGGCAAAACGGAGGAGCAAAAAUCGUCCACAGCUUGUGCAAUAGCUUGUGCAGCAGAAGCUUUGAAGUUGGAUCGACAAGCUGGAAGGGCCUGGGCGCUUCUGUCAAACGUUGUGAAGCCAAGUGCGCGGAGACUGCAUUGCGAAAAUAUGGCCAAGUUGUGUGGCUACAAGAAAAGAUCCGAAGAAACGACCAAUUUCGAAACCGAGUCCAAACAAUCAUCCUGCUUUCAUCUGGGCACGGCAUUACGCGAGUGUCGAUGCGAACAGUGUAAACAUUUGGCGUUUUGAUAAUAAUUAUAGUUCUUGUUGACGAAAAAGUGAUAUUUUUUUUGCCUAAUUUUAAUCUACCACUCAUUGGGAAAAGAAAUGCCUCGGACAUGAGAAGAAACUCUACGGGAUAUUUUUUUAUUAUUGAAAUUGUAGUAAAAAAUGUAUGG
This is a messenger RNA of Leptidea sinapis, 2097 nucleotides long. RefSeq lists its product as uncharacterized. NCBI's taxonomy places the organism in Eukaryota, Metazoa, Arthropoda, Insecta, Lepidoptera, Pieridae. The transcript is spliced from 14 exons. Gene Ontology annotation, cellular component: extracellular exosome; motile cilium. The record is from RefSeq and is a predicted model, not a curated record. The coding region runs from base 98 to 1948 and encodes 616 amino acids. Gene Ontology annotation, biological process: cilium movement; cilium assembly. Gene Ontology annotation, molecular function: protein binding.